Molecule: messenger RNA, 902 nt
Organism: Amborella trichopoda
Lineage: Eukaryota; Viridiplantae; Streptophyta; Magnoliopsida; Amborellales; Amborellaceae
Product: putative calcium-binding protein CML7
Cellular component (GO): myosin II complex
Molecular function (GO): calcium ion binding
Source: RefSeq, a predicted model, not a curated record
ACAAAAGUUGCGCGCGGAUUUGAAAAAGGCACGAGGAAAAGGAGGAAUAGUAUCGGAGGGGAAGCACACGGAAAAGGGCAAAGUGAAGAGGAGGAAAACCAGAGACGAAGACCAGAGGGAGAGGGGCGGCGAAGAAAGCGAAAUGGGGAAGCAGGAUCUGAGCGAGGAGCAGGUGGCAUCGAUGCGGGAGGCGUUCUUUCUCUUCGACACCGACGGCGAUGGCCGCAUCGCUGUGUCAGAGCUGGGUGUCCUGAUGCGCUCCCUCGGCGAGAACCCCACUCAGGCGCAACUCAAAGACAUCGUCUCCCGGGAGAAGCUGACCGCCCCCUUCGACUUCCCGCGGUUCCUGGAGGUGAUGAAAUCCCAAAUCAGUCCGGAGCCCUUUGCCCCCAAGCUUAGGGACGCAUUCAAGGUGCUGGACAAGGAGGGAUCUGGCUUCAUCUCUGCAUCCGAGCUGCGCCACAUCCUCACCAGCAUUGGGGAGAAGCUUGAGCCCUCAGAGUUCGACGACUGGAUCCGCGAGGUCAAUGUUGGCUCGGACGGCAAGAUCAGGUAUGACGAUUUCAUCGCCCGCAUGCUUGCCAAGUGAAGUGAUCCACUGCCCUUCAUCAUUUGGACCUCGUUUUUAUCUUUUUUUUUUUUUUUAAUUUGGCGUUAUUUCUCUUUCUCUAAAUUUAUCAGAGGGAGCAGUCAGUUAGUCUCUAUCUCUAUAUUGGUGUCGUCUCCGCUGUCUUCUUGUUUGCCUAUUAUUGGCUUUUGUAUCUGUGUUGCUAUUUGAUGCCUUCAUGGCAUGGGAUUAGCCUUACUGCUCCCUGGUUUCUAUUUAUCAGUAGUUGGAAACUGGAUUGAUCCCUUGCAUGCACAUCUUACUUUUUUAAUGAAUGAAAAGAAUUAUUUUGUUA